This is a messenger RNA of Gadus morhua (Atlantic cod), 3320 nucleotides long. It is a transcript of the gene lamp2, whose product is annotated as lysosomal-associated membrane protein 2. Gene Ontology annotation, cellular component: late endosome membrane; lysosomal membrane; plasma membrane. The record is from RefSeq and is a predicted model, not a curated record. The coding region runs from base 130 to 1377 and encodes 415 amino acids. Gene Ontology annotation, biological process: establishment of protein localization to organelle. The transcript has 9 exons. Lineage: Eukaryota; Metazoa; Chordata; Actinopteri; Gadiformes; Gadidae.
UCAGUCAUAUGACCAGACCGGGUCCAUUUCCUGGUACAGUCGGUAGCUGCAGUCUGGGUUCACCUGCAAGCGUCUCAAGCUCAAGUCGGCUACUCGCUGUGGUCAAGAACAACAAACCAUCCGGCCAACAUGAUCCACCGUGCAGUACUCUUCCUGGCCCUGGCCCUCGGACUAGGCACCCAGUUGACCAGUGCGACUGAGGUGUUGGUGAACAACACUGAAGGCAAGCUCUGUCUGUAUGCAAACCUGAAGGUGAACUUCUCCGUCGCCUACGAGGCCGUCGGAGACAAGAACGCCACGGCGGUGUUCUCCCUCCCUGACGCCGUGCUCACCAACGGGAGCUCCUGUGCCAACAGCAGCUCCACCCUGCGUCUCAGCUUCGGCCAGGGACACUCCUGGACCAUGACCUUCAGCAAGGGAGUGCAGAACUACCAGGCUGACUCCGUUAGCGUCGACCUCAACCUCGCCGACGCGGCCGUCUUCCCCAACGCCACGUCAAACGAGACGAUGAGUGUGACCGUGAACGUGAACGCCACGAACCUGUCGAAGGCCGACCUCGGAACCUGCUACUCCUGCAACAGCCAGGACGUGAUCCGGGAGGGCGGCGUGAGCCAGACCCUGUGGAGCGUUCUCAUCCAGGCGUUUGUGGCCAACGGCAGCAAGAGCCAAGAAAUUACGUCAUGCGCCGCUGACGUGCCGAUCACGCCCAGUCCCGCCCCCACCAACGCCUCCACCGCAGCACCCACCACCGCCGUAGCACCCACCACCCCCAUCCCGACCCCCACGCUCCCAACACCCACCACCGGGAAGUACCAUGUCACCACGGGGGUCAACAGCACGGCUUGUCUCAUGGCCGACUUCGGCCUGAGCAUCGGAUUCAAGAUUCAAGGACAGCUCCAGAAGAUGAACCUGGAGCCCAACGGGACGAAUGCUUCGGGGACCUGCGGCGUCAACAGCAGCCAGCUGGUGCUGAGCAACCCCACUGCCACUCUGGUGUUCACCUUUGUCAACGAGACGGCCAAGUUCCGCCUGCACGCCGUCACCGUCAACAUCACGACCGGCUCAGGGCAACAGUUCUAUAGCGAGAACACUAACCUGAGUCUGUGGGUGGCGUCGGUGGGCAGCUCCUACAUGUGCAACAAGGAGCAGAGCUACAACAUCAGCGAGUCCCUCGCCCUCCACACCUUCGACCUGCAUGUGCAGCCCUUCGCCGUCGCCAGCGGGAAAUUCAGCACGGCCGAGGAUUGCACGCUCGAUGAGAGCUUCCUUGUUCCCAUAGCGGUCGGCGUCGCCCUGGUUGUUCUCAUUCUUAUUGUGCUGCUGGCCUAUUUCAUUGGAAGAAAGCGAAACCAAGCCAGUGGCUAUGAGUCUUUCUAAUCCCAUUAUUUCACCCAGUACCACCAGUAUUCAAUGCCGGAUGCCUUUUGCCUAACUGUGUGAAGAAAAAAAGAGAAACGACUUGAUGAGUCUGCAUGUUAACCAUAGAUGAUGCUUCCUAUUGCCUCCGUGUUCAGUGUGUGUCCUUCCUCGAUGUAACGCAGUGUGAACAUUUAAUGUAAUUACAGCCAUUGUAUCCGAUUGUGUUGUUCCGUCGAUUGCCACUUAUCCCACGCGGUUGAACGAGUGCGUGAGUCUAUGUUUGGACUGCUUUCUUGCACCUUCACUGCAGUUUGAAACUCUGUGCCAUGUGAUUCUGUUCACCCCCUCUUUAUUUAAUAUUAUCUGUCUGCUGACUAAAUCAUUAACUCUCUGUCUCUGUCUCUCUCUCUUUCUCUCUUUGUUUGUUUACGUUAGCUGAGGAAUGCUUCCUGGACUCUGAUUUGAGCUUUCUGGUGCCCAUUGCAGUGGGUGUGGCACUCAGCUUUCUAAUCAUCCUUGUGCUUAUCUCUUACCUGAUUGGCCGAAGGAAGAGCCGCACCGGCUACCAGUCAGUAUAGGUGCUCCCCGCACCCCCCCCCCCCCCCCCCCCCCCCCCAGCUUCUGUCUCCCUGGCAACCCUAACACUGCUUCCAAACCCUACUUCCUCUAACAGCAUCUCCUCCCGACCCCUCCCCCAUCUGUCCACCGCUGCCCCUUGUGGAUGGGGGUGCUGUCUGUUUCUCCUCUUAGUUCCUAAUCAGCUGACCUCUGAUAUUUUCCUGUACCCGUGAAAGAGUUUAAAGACCACCCAUCAGAGCUUUUUCUCCUUUUGGCUGCUUUUUCAUUGUCCUGUCCUCCAACAACUUGAUCAAGCACCCAAACAGACUGAUUAUCGUUUAAUUCUUAAUUAAUAGAUUGCAUGUUAUUCAUCUAAUGUUUUGGUAGCUGGCAAUUCCCUUCUCUAGGGUGACCACUCACCCCCCCCCUUUUCAAAAGUAUGUCUCUGUAUUAACUAUGUUAACUAUUCUAUAUGUAUAGAAUGAUUUCUUUGAUUUCAUGACCAAUUCCACACUAUUCUGUAUUGACGUGCUCAUCCAAUAUAACUUCAGACUCGUACUUUCAUUGGUUUGCAGCCCUGCGCCGCGGUUUUAUUUUUGUACUCACAUGUAUCGCUUCUAAUGACUUGCACAUGAUGAAACGCACACUCAAGAGAAAUUGUGCUUUUUGCAUUAAAUGUUCAGGAAGACGUUAACUCAAUGAAAGGGACAGUAACGUAUGAAUACCUUUUAACCAGCGGUGGAAUCUGUGUUGUUUAAAUGUGAUUGAGGCUGGCUUUACUAACUAGUACUAAUGUUAAGGACCUUCUCAGGAAAAGGUCGUCAGAGGAAGGGUUUCUUGGUCCCUUUACUUUGUGCUGAAAUGUUUUGUUUCAUGUUGGUUCACUCAAGUGAAUGUAUAUGAAAAUUAGGUACAUUUUUUUUGUGUAUUUUUUGUAAUACAUUAAUGAUUAAAGGUAGUCAAUUGGAACAACAUUACAUUGGUUUCAGAUCUGGAUUAAGCCUACUCCCCACACUGAUAGAAGAAUUCCAAUCAGACCUGAUUUGCACUUAAAGAAUCACGUUCACUAUCGGUGAUAACUGACUAUAUAACGGCUGCACACAGGCCCAAGCCUCCUUGUAUUUGCACCAUCACAUCCACACAAUUCGUUUUCUGUGCAGUCAUGUACACACUUGGGGCUUCAGUUAAUGAUUAUCCUUGCUGUUCUUGAGUCGUCAUGUUGUUUUCUGCGUGAACUUCAGCCCUAGUACUGGUGACAACCUCCUGGACAGAAUGUGUGCCUUUUGUAAUUAUUUUGAGUGCCCCCUGAGUCUGUCUCCAUGUGAUGAAGAAUGUGGGAAAUCAUACACUGGUUUCGAUUGAAGUGGGAAACAAAUUAAAUAAAGUUGAUCUCAUGUUUUCGA